AUGGCCCGUUUCCCCUCUCUCGCCCGCGCACAGCGCCGACCGGGGCGCAGUCAGUCGUUGUCGAGAUCUCUCACCCCCCCCCCCCCGGCCCUGGGCGCCGGAGACGAGAGGCUCCACUUGAGGAGGCCUUCAAGCCCAGGUGCUGGCGACAGGCCUGCUGGCAGCUGCUGCAGGAACAGCUCUGGGGAGGAGAGGCAGCAGGAUGGGAGAGCAGUAGCAGAAACACGCACGGGCAUCAUACAGGCAACCACAGGCAUCAACAUGGGCAACAUGCAGCCGCUGACGACGGGGCCCUGUUUACCGGCGUGUAAGGUGAACCGGCAGGCCGGGGGAGGGGGGGCAGGAGGAGUUCCCAGCGGCCCCUGCGACAGCGCCUGUGAUUCAGGCAACCGAGUGGCGCUCUGCCGCCGUGGGUUCACGAUCUCCCAGAAUGCCCCGCUCUCCUGGGUCCCCCUCGCCCGCUCAGGCUGUGAAAAACCCACCAGGGAGAAGCAGCUAUUAAUACUUCUAGUACAGGCUCUGUGUGAUGGAGAUCUCCUGGCUGCUGGCUCGCCGAUCCACCCCACCCCACCUGAAGCCGCAGUGCCCUGUGUCCCGAGAACUGCAGGCGAGCAGCCCCCCUCCCCCUUAGCUGUGGCGCAGAUCUGUGUGGGCGGUUUCGUCCCGGGGGCAGCGGGGACACAGAGGGACAAGGGAAACCGAGCUGGGCAGGGGUCCAGCGUUGAGACAGCACAGCGUGACCACAACGCCGGCACUGUUCCCCGCCUGACUCACGCCAAGCUCGCCGCCCUGUCCGCUGGGCCCCUGGACCUCGAGAGUCCGAGCCCGACCGGGCCUCGGCGGUGUGGGACUGUGGGAUUCCUGCCCUCCUCCCUAACGCCCCCCCCCCUUCUCUCUCCCCCAGUGCGGGGAUGUCGCCCGGGGAAGAUCGUGCAGAUGACGGAGGCGGAGGUGCGGGGCCUGUGCAUCAAGUCCCGGGAGAUCUUCCUCAGCCAGCCCAUCCUGCUGGAGCUGGAGGCCCCCCUUAAAAUCUGCGGCGACAUCCACGGGCAGUACACAGACCUGCUGCGGCUCUUCGAGUACGGCGGCUUCCCCCCCGAGGCCAACUACCUGUUCCUGGGCGACUACGUGGACCGGGGCAAGCAGUCGCUGGAGACCAUCUGCCUGCUGCUGGCCUACAAGAUCAAGUACCCCGAGAACUUCUUCCUGCUGCGCGGCAACCACGAGUGCGCCUCCAUCAACCGCAUCUACGGCUUCUACGACGAGUGUGAGUCUCCGGGGGUGUCCCCUCGCCCUGUCCUGACCUCUCCCUCCGUCUCUCCAGGACUGUCUCCUGACCUGCAGUCCAUGGAGCAGAUCCGUCGCAUCAUGAGACCCACAGACGUCCCGGACACAGGGCUGCUGUGCGAUCUGCUGUGGUCGGACCCCGACAAGGACGUCCAGGGCUGGGGGGAGAACGACCGCGGCGUCUCCUUCACCUUCGGGGCCGACGUGGUCAGCAAGUUCCUCAACCGGCACGACCUGGACCUCAUCUGCAGGGCGCACCAGGUGGUGGAGGACGGCUACGAGUUCUUCGCGAAGAGGCAGCUGGUCACCCUGUUCUCCGCUCCCAAUUACUGCGGGGAGUUCGACAACGCCGGGGGGAUGAUGAGUGUGGACGAGACCCUCAUGUGCUCCUUCCAGAUCCUGAAGCCGUCUGAGAAGAAAGCCAAAUACCAGUACGGGGGCAUGAACUCGGGCCGGCCGGUCACCCCCCCGCGCACAGCGACCCCCCCGAAGAAGCGGUGAAGCGCAUGCGCACGGCGAGAGAGAGAGAGAGAGAGAGAGAGGACAGGACCCUCAGCGGCCACCACCGCCCGCCCCAGGCGAGAAGAAGACGCAUCCGAAAAAAAUAACCACAAGCGCCGACGACAAACCAACACGAAUUUAAAAACCGAAACGACAACUUGCUUCUUUUUUUUUUUAAAGGAAAAAAAAAGCCUGUCUCCUGUUAGGUGCCCACGCCUCGUUGAUUUCCUGCACUGCUGCCCCACCCUCACCCCUUCCCUCUGUAACCACGCCUGUUUAUAAAAAGUAUUUAAAUUCA
Messenger RNA from Lepisosteus oculatus (spotted gar), 2086 nucleotides. Lineage: Eukaryota; Metazoa; Chordata; Actinopteri; Semionotiformes; Lepisosteidae. The record is from RefSeq and is a predicted model, not a curated record.